This is a messenger RNA of Geodia barretti, 217 nucleotides long. NCBI's taxonomy places the organism in Eukaryota, Metazoa, Porifera, Demospongiae, Tetractinellida, Geodiidae. The record is from the annotation of a GenBank genome assembly.
CACUGUCAUCGUCCUCGAUGGUAACCUCAGAAUGUGUGCGAUUUAAAAGGAUUCUAGAAUCCCAGCUGAAGCCUCUGGUUAGCGACACAUACAAGUUUUCAUCCCCUUCUAUUAGCUCAUCAUUAACAGUUUCAAUGUGAAUCAGCUGAAAUGAAGAAGGUUGUGAUUCGAAACAAGAAGAUUGCUUAUCGAGUAACUUCCAUGCCUCCUCUAUUCU